ACGACACCUCAUCGGCCGAAAGCUCUCCGUCAACGCGAUUCGAUCGGUGGGCGAGCGAGCUGCAAUACCUGCGACACCUACGCUCGCGGCUACGGAUACUUUUGGCUGCUGCGAGAGCAGUAUCACUACAAACCUCCCAAGGCCUCUCAAGGCGCAGCAGCGUUGCCAGGCGCGCACGCGGCCAGCGCGAGCCCCCAGAGCGAAAUAUAGUCAGCAGCAGCAAUGCAGGCCCUGCGCCGCACGCUGGGCUUCGCCUCGCAAGCCACGGCGCGCAAACCGCGCGUCGUCGUGCUCGGCAGCGGCUGGGGCGGCAAUAAAGUGGCGCGCUACCUCGACAAGACCAAGUUUGAUGUGAGGGUCGUGUCGCCGGCGAACCAUUUUCUGUUUACUCCUCUGUUACCCUCGACGGCGGUGGGAACCUUAGAAUUCCGAGCCGUCCAAGAACCAGUUCGAACGAUCAAGGGCCUGGGCAAGUACCACCAAGCGAAAGCACAAAAACUAGACGUCGAGAACCGCAUCGUGAAUUGCAGAGAUAUAUUUAGCGGAGAUACCUUUGACAUAAACUACGACUUCCUCGUCAUAAGUGCGGGCUGCAAGACGAACACGUUCGCUGUUCCUGGUGUGACGCAAGAACAGCAAUCGACCGUAUUCUUCCUGAAGCACCUCUAUCAUGCAAGACGCAUCCGGGACCGCAUCCUCGAGUGUUUUGAGAGGGCCGCGUCGCCCGUCGCGUCCGAGGAGGAGCGGCGGGACUUAUUGCAUUUCGUCGUCGUGGGCGGCGGCGCGACGUCGUGCGAGUUUGCCACUGAAUUGUCGGAGUUCCUCGAGAAGGAUGUGAGGAAGUGGUAUCCUGACCUUGCUGAUUUAGUUUCUUUGUCCAUAGUGGAGGCCGGUCCAAAUUUGUUGGCGGGCUUCGACGAGACGUGUUGGCAGUACUACACGAAGCACCUGCGCGAGCAUAAUGUGGACGUGCGGACGGGCUGUGCCAUUACCGCUGUUGAACCUGCCGAGGACGGUCGCGUCUCCAGCGCCACGAUGGCGAACAGGAGUACGAUGCGUUUCGGCUGCAUGGUUUACGGCGGUGUGGAAGUCAACCAGUGAGUUAGGGUACGUGCACCUCCACGCCAUCGAGCAGACGCAGUCACGGGGACGACGUCGCGUCGAGGGCGUGGGGCGCCUGAAAUUUGAUUUCCACACAGGUUUGGAGCGCGGGCCUCGCGCCUAUCAAGUUCGUCGAAGGGUCGUCCCUCGAGAAAGGUAAAGGUGGCCGGAUCGUGGUCGACGAGUAUUUACGGGCCGCAGAUAGGGUCUUUGCGCUCGGGGACUGCGCCGCCUCCCGUGAAGACCCCCUGCCGCCGACGGCGAACGCGGCCGAGCAGCAGGGCGCCUACCUCGCGAAAUGCUUCAAUAAUACCUAUUACAAGGCCGGCGCCGACGGCGUCAUGCCUGCCAAACCGGACCCUGUCGUACCGUCGGCCAUGCCCUUCGCUUGGCUCGAGCCGCUCGACAACCUCUGGGACGCGCGUUCUGAAUUUAGAUACGUCGAGCGCGGCAAGAUGGCGUCCAUGGGCAUGUGGGGCGGCGUCGCGGACCUCACGAAGUCCGAGAUCACGCCCGUCGGCGGGACGCUGACGGGCGUGACGGCCUUCGCCUCCUGGCGCGGCGCCUACUUGUCGAAGCAGGUCUCUGUGCAGAACAUGAUAUUGAUACCGAUGUUCUGGUUCAAGAGCUGGCUAUUUGGGAGGGAUAUCUCGCGCUUCUAAGAUUGUAUUGUCACA
Messenger RNA from Pelagomonas calceolata, 1778 nucleotides. NCBI's taxonomy places the organism in Eukaryota, Pelagophyceae, Pelagomonadales, Pelagomonadaceae. The record is from the annotation of a GenBank genome assembly.